AUGGCCGAAACUUCGAGUGAUGGCAGCCGAAAGAAAGCAAAAGUUGAUGGUUCUUUAGAUGGUUCUUCCGCUUCUUCGCGUAAAUUUGACGGUGCUGCGCGAUUCAAGUCAAAAUUUCAGCCAUCCUGGUCAAAAAAGUGGCCUUGUAUUAUUGCUGUUCCUUGUUCACCAACUCAGUUCAGGUGUACGGUGGGAAUCUGAUGUACAAGGGGAAUCUGAUGUGACAAGACAUAUUCAAGGUGAAAAGCACCAGAAAAAUGUACGAGCUAGGACCAAUGCAGCGCCGUUAAGUUCAUUUGGGUUUAAUUCUACUUUGGAUCCACUGAAAGAUAACGUAAUACAUUAACAUAUUGUUGUAGUAAUAGUGUAUGUAUAUCAGUGCAUGGUUGUUUAAAACAAUUUGUUUUACUUCUAGUGAAAUAAUUAAUUAUAAUAGUAUUUUUCUAAAAGCUUAUUCCAUUUUUAGGUCACAACUGCAGAAAUUAAAGUUGCUACACUCUUAGUUGAAAACAACAUCCCUCUGGCAUUUGCUGAUAAGCUUAGUCCAAUGUUUAAAGAGAUAUUUCCUGACAGCAACAUAGCUAAGAACUACGACAGCGCAAGAAAGUAAGACAACUUGCAUAUUGAAUGGAGCAAUAGCUCCACACGUAAAACAGACAUUAGUUGAACAGCUGAAAUCCGGAGUUUUUAGCAUGUCAACAGAUGGUUCUAAUGACAAAGACCUCGACAAAAUGAAUCCAAUCACGGUAAAACUUUUUGACAUUAAUGCGUCAAGAGCGGUUACCCAUUUCCUGGACAUGGGAGUGACUCAGGGUGUGGAUGCUGCUAAGGCUUCUACAAUAUUUGAAGCAAUCGAUGAAGUUAUGACCGACAACAGUAUACCCUGGAAAAACUGCAUAGCCUUCUCUGUUGAUAAUACCAGUGCAAAUCUUGGUCAGUUUAAUUCUAUUAAUUAUUUUAUUCUGUUAUUUUCUUGGAUGUCCAUGCCACAUUCUUCAUAAUACCGCCAGCAAGGCCUCUUCGCAACUGAAGGAAGUUUCUGGGUUUGACAUUGAUAACUUGGCAGUGGAUAUUUUUUACUAUUUUGACAAGUCAACCAAGCGAAAGGCUGCCCUUAGUGAUUACACUCAAUUUUGUGACUUAGUAUAUCGCAAGAUGCUUAAGCAUGUGACCACACGUUGGCUGAGUUUAAACACUUCUGUUAACUGCAUAUUAAGUGGCUACGAAGGUUUGAAGUCCUAUUUCCUUUCAGAAGAUGAUGAAGAUUCUAAAAUCCCACGUUUUGCUAGGCUUCGAAAGCAUUUUGAAAACCCGAUGACUGAGAUUUACUUGAUGUUCUUUCAAGCUGUUAUUCCCACCUUUACUACCAUCAACAAAUUCUUGCAGAGAGGAGAGCCAGUUAUUCAUCUGCUUUUCAUGGCCAGAAAUUCGAGACAUGUGCCUGUCUUGCUCAGCGGGUUUCUUCAUGAUAAUUUGAUAGCGCACGACCUUUCCCAAUGUGCAUCAGUAUGACAAUAGCAAAAUAAAAUGGCCGAAACGAGAAGCCCCAAACAUAUCAAUUUAUUCGAUUAUAGGCAAUUGCCCUUGUUUUCUUCGGCUGUUUUAUACGACACGGCGAGCAAAGAAAAAAAAUUAAAAUUUUGCGAUGCUAAAGGUCUAAAGGGGUCAUUGCGCAAAGAAAAAUCUAUGAUUGUAAUCAUUGAUUGUAUAUAUAAUCUCGAGUUACGGUCGGUGCCAGACACUGCCAGUGUAGUAUAACAUGUAUGUAUUAUUUUGAUUUUCCCGAAUUGAUAACUUAGGCAAUGUUUAGUAGAUAAAUAAAUGCUGUAUGUAAAUGCCUUAUAUGAGUAAGGCACCUUUUCGUUGAAAAGGAAAUCUUUUGAUUACAUUUAUGUAAAUCCAAUGCUUUCAGAACGUCAGACAUAUAGACUUUACAUGUUCAUAUUCCCGAAUUAAUCCCGCCAUCAACAAAACCGGAAGUAAAAUUCUAGUGCUUUCUUGCCCCAGGGGAAUAGGCACAGGCCACGUCUGUUUAUAUUUUCGAAUAGCGUGGUUCCUAAGCUUUAUUUUGAUACUAAACAUGGCCGAGUUACUCGAAGGUUCCAUUGUUAAAAUUGGCCUUGUUUAUCUGCAAUUUCGUUUUGUCGUGAAAAUUAUCGCCAUGAAAAUUUGCUGUCACAGCUUCAAAAAUUCGCAGUGUUCAUUAUAAAAAUGGAACAAGUAAACCAAAGAGUAUCUCUCCCAAAUUUUUUGUGGAUAUAGUAUGGUGUGUGUUGUAAAUGACCCGAGAUGUGCAAAUGUUGCCAAGAACGUAAGAACCAUGCACGGCGGCACAAAAUCAUCGCUAAAUGGGCAAAUUUAGACAAAAUUAUAUAGUUUCUACUAGCCAAAGUAUCGCUGAAAACAGUUUUAAAAUGGAACAUACAAAACGUGAGAUAUGGAUAAAAUAAUUGUAGCAUUUAAGUACGACGGCUCUUCCGAAGCAAACUCGAGAUGUGCAAACUCGUUAUAGAGGAUACCAAUAGCUAUAUUUUUAAUUUUUUGUUUACACUCCUAUAAUUUCUACUACCGCGUGGCGGCCAUGUUUGAUUGUAUUGUCCAAGCAUGCUCAGUAGCAAUGUCCGCAAUUUCUGGCCAUGGGAUCAACUUGAGUCGUUCCUUAAGAAAUUGGCAGGCAAAUUCAUACGUAUUCAUGCCAUUGCAGCUGCAAAUAAAGUGUGUGAGAUAUAUUUCUCAGAUGAUGGAAAUAUAAAGGAAGAAGACAAGAUGUUUGUGGGAAUUACAACACAGGGAAAGAUGAUGAAGAUGCUCAAUGAUGGAGAUUUAGAUCCUCAACAGGUAGAAUUACAGUAAUACUGCAGAAUAAUAUAUUGAUAGUUCAGUUCAGGCAGAUUAUUAUUAGUCCAUUUAUAGAGCAUAUUAUUCAGUGUUUCAUUCAUUCAGUCACCUUUAAUUAAUCAUUCUUUUACAUCUAGGUGCAAAGAUUCUAUGAUGCAGUUGGUGCGUUUUACAGAGCUGCUGCACAGUAUGCUGUGGCAAAACUUCCAUUUCAUGACAAAGUUCUGGAGAAUUCUCGUUUUGUUAAUUUUGAGAAACGCAGAGAGCAUGAAUUCACAAUGGUCGAUUUCUUUCUACAACGAUUCCCAGAUCAUCUAGAAAUGAGUGUUGAAGAGCAAGAAAAACUGCAAGAACAGUUCAUAGACUAUCAACUUUUGUCAAAUGAUAACAUCCCCCCAACAUGUCUGGAAUGA
Messenger RNA from Paramuricea clavata, 3251 nucleotides. Lineage: Eukaryota; Metazoa; Cnidaria; Anthozoa; Malacalcyonacea; Plexauridae. The record is from the annotation of a GenBank genome assembly.